AUGGUGACCCUGGACAACCUGCAGAGAUCCACAGCUCAGUCUUCAACCUUCACUAACAAUGAUGACAUACCAUACAUCGCUGACAGAGCCUUUGAUGGGAAUCACUCCACAUGUUCUCACACCGAGCUGCAGACUGACUCCUGGUGGAGAAUUGACCUGCAGGGUGUUUACAAUAUUUCCUGUAUCUCUAUCUACAAUGUUGACCAGAAUAAUGUUAAUAUAAGCGGUGCUAAGAUCUACAUUGGGAACUCUCUGCAGAACAACGGCACCAGCAACACGCUGGUUAAAAGCAUCUCAGGUUUCACAAACGGCCAGAUCAAUGACUAUGAGUUGUCCCCAUCAGUGUCGGGGCGAUACGUCACCAUCAGCAUACCAGAAAACAUAUUUAUGAUUCUCUGUGAAAUAAACAUCGCUGCCACAGAAAUUGAAUCCCCCUUUAUAUUGAUCAAGGAGAACAAGAGCUGGGAAGAAGCCCUGAACUACUGCAGACGUCACCACAGAGAUCUGGCCUCCAUCCUGGACCAGGAGACUCAGGCCUUUGCUGAGCUGGAGGCUGAGAAGGCCAACAGUCCCUUCGUGUGGCUCGGCCUUCGCUACAUCUGCACCCUGCAGGCCUGGUUCUGGGUUGAUAACUCUGCAAAGUGUAAACAUCGCUAUCAGGAUGGCCAAGAAGAAAACUGCAACACAAGUGGAGCCAUGAAGACACAGGAAAACCAUUCCUGGUUCAACAAGUCUGAUUAUGAAGAGUUUAAUUUCAUCUGUUCGUUAGAGUAAGAUUUCUGA
Molecule: messenger RNA, 783 nt
Organism: Fundulus heteroclitus (mummichog)
Lineage: Eukaryota; Metazoa; Chordata; Actinopteri; Cyprinodontiformes; Fundulidae
Product: pentraxin fusion protein-like
Exons: 4
Coding region: 1-774 (257 amino acids)
Source: RefSeq, a predicted model, not a curated record